GCCGCGAGUUUGCCUGUGUGCGCGGGCGAACCGUCUGCUUCCGCGGUGCUGGUUUUUUUUUCCAUUUUUUUCUUCUAGUUUCUGGUGACUAGCGGCGGUGCAGCCGUUUGAAGCCGAGCGCGCUUGCCCUGUCUGUAUUUACGAGGAGAGGGAAAUAUAAAGAUAAGCGGCGGCGGUGGGCAGGCCGUCACAACCCGCUCUGCGUGAUCCCCUGUCGUCCGCGCAUCGGCCGUGUAUGCAGCUGCGGGACGCGUUCCCCCUCGUUUUUUCCGCGUUUUCUUUUAUUUGCUCCGAUGCACCCUCGCUCUUCGGUUUCGGCCCGUGCAGCAGCAGCAGGCGACGCUUUUGUGCGGGCGCCAGUUCUGUUGCGUUUGAAUUUAACCGUUCUUAUGCCGUCACGUUCUACCGUCCGAACUCAGCAGAUGUUCGCGCGCGCCAGCCGCCGAGUUUGUUACCUGCUCGAUUGGCGUGCGUGGUUACAGUUCGAUGCUUCGCUCUGAAAGAAACGAAAACGGGAAUGUAUCUGCCUUCUGCUGAACGGAUCUCUUCGAUUGAAACUUAAAUGACAUGGAAAACUCGUUGCGGGUUUCGAAACGUGUACAAAACUGCUUUUCCUGCGGGGCAGAGAUGGGGGCACACAAGAACAGGCAUGGCUACCAGUUGAUUGACUGUGGCAACUUCCCCAUCUUCCAAGCGCCCUGCAACUGGAAGGCGAAGGAAGAGCUGGUGCUUCUGGAGGCCAUCGAGCAGUACGGCUUCGGCAACUGGGAGGAUGUGUCUCAGUGCCUGCCGGCUCGAAGCUGUGAAGAGGUACAAGAACACUACAACAGCCAUUACAUUGAGGGAAACAUUGGGAGAGCGACAUGGUCCACAGAUGUGUCGACUCAAAUCAAGGAUCACACAGUGCCUGAAGGAGGGCCGCUGUCGCCAAGCCUGAGCAGUCCGGUGGCCACAGUGGACAUCACAUCCACCGAGCAGCAGGAGCUUGGCUACAUGCCCUGUCGGGACGACUACGAGCGGGAGUAUGACAACGAGGCAGAGUCCCUGAUCAGCCAGCUGUCGAUGGGCGGCCCCGAUGAGGACGAGUUGGAGGUGGCCCUGAAGCUGGCUCAGGUGGACAUGUACUCGAGGCGGCUACGGGAACGACUGCGCCGCAAAGGGCUAGUGCGGGACUACCGCCUGCUUGAGCAAUUCUGCCACACGGGCCGGCCAGCCUCCAAGGCAAGCCCGGUGUCCCGAGGGAAGAAGCCUGCCCGUGAGGCUGACAAAGAGCUCCAGGAGAAGAUGCGCAUAUUCUGCCAGUUCCAGUCGGCCACGGAGCACGACCAGCUCCUGGAGAACCUCGAGAGGGAAAAAGAGCUCAAAGCCAGAAUCAAGGAGCUGCUGAGGUAUAGGCGGAAUGGCAUCACCAAGCUGGAUGAAUGCUCAGAAUUCGACGUUGCGAGGCAUCGCCGGGAAAAACGCAAGGAAGCGAAAAAGAAGUCUGCACCCGCCAGCUCCGUUCACAAAAAGCCCAUCUCAACGGCAUCAAAAAAAUACGAAGAAAAAGGAGGCGUCGACACUAUGCUAAGCGAACAAGGUGACACGAGGGAAGACUCCAAGGAGGCUACCGACAUCACCAGCUUGCCCGGCUACGAGCUACUCUCCGACAAGGAGAGAAAGCUGUGCCAGUCCAUUGGAAUCAGCCCUGCGUGCUACAUCACCUUUAAGACCGUAGUGCUGAAGGACCAAGCUCAGCGGCAGAAAGGCAGCACGGCUAAGUUCCGCUCCCCGGCGGGAAUGGACAGGUCGCACUGUCGGCGGAUCCUGAGCCACUUCGCCAACAGUGGUUGGAUUUCCGCUACUUGAUGCCGCCCCGCCCUAGUGACCAAGAGCGAUCAGCAGCAGGCUGCCGCCCCCUCCGCAACCGUCGACCCCGCCAGCUUGCAUCGGUAGCCACGGCACCAGUUGAGAGUGAUCUGGCUGAAAGCUUCCUUUGACUUGCCCCGUUGAAAAGUGCGGCGCUUCCGCCGUCAUAGAGAAUCGUCUUUUUGUUUCUUCAUGAAAUGGCCAGUGCUGGAUUCACUGGGCCAAAAGAAGCGAUGUGUGGAGUACUGCAUUGCAAAAAAGCAAGAUUCGCCCGUCAGCGUGUGGCGGCUCAGGUUUAUGUCUGCGCCUGGUGAUUGCUGUCCGGUGUGACCACUGUACAAGUGAACAUGGUCUGCCCGCGACGUGGAACGGUUGGUGCUCUUCCUGCGACUCCCACAAAACGGUGUGUGGCAAAUGUGGCCGACUUUUCCCUUGUCUGUAAAGCGGCAUGGGAAGCGUUGCAGAAGGGUGAUCCCUCCAGAAAGUGAAUUGGGCAAGCGUAGCAGUAGCCAACGUUACUCUUUGAAGAAGAGUUUGGGCGCAGCGCAGCUCUGCAAAGUCUGGAAUCCCCGUGAUUGCAAAAGAUGAAGUCGUCGGCAUGGUGGCAAGCAUGAUUGUAACUUCAACGUCCACACAGGAAAGAACACACUCCAUUCAGAGAAAGAGAGCCUCCGAAACACAAACUGGUGAAGAGUCAGCAUCCAUCUUUUUUAAAGAAAAGUGCCAGGAACUGUGAUCCCCGUGGUGCUCUUGUUCGUUUUUUUGUCUGUGUGUUUUCGUGUGCAUUUUUUUUUCUUUCCGAUGACGGCAAGGUUUGAAGUCUGUAAGAGUGUGUGAUCUGCUUACGAAGGAUGUUUUUUUGAACUGUGGUAAGAGUGAGUUUUCUUGUGAGAAGGAAUGGGUUCCUUUGUCAGUGGAAUGCAAGAUCUGUACGACUCGAGCGCAAACGCGCUGUUGUCUUUGCUUUCGAAAAAAGUUAUCAAUUAGGCGAAAAUGUGAGUGUUUGCGGUCUUGUUGCUGCACAAAAUUCAGCCUACUGUUGUAAACAUAACAUCUGUUCCAUUGUUGUGGGACCAAUAGCACAUAGACACUGGACACCACAUUGAGAGGCCAAGCGUGCCUUCUUUUUUUUUUAUCUCUCUCUCUCUGUCUUUAAGUCUCCAUUUCUCCUAAAUUACAAUUUGAAUUUAGCGCGCGCUUCCUCUCUGGGUUUUUUGUUUUCUUCACACUUCUAGUCUCUUUCGCUCUAGCAUUACUGUGAGGCGUUCUAAGGUUAAUUGCGUUAGUUAACCUGGAUAUUUCUCUUCUUCGACGGUGAAUAAAUUUGUUUUCCACUGCUCAGUUCAGAGAAGUUGUUCGUUUCGCACGGGCCAUUGCAGAUCGUCUGUCUCUGCGGUGCACCAUCUCUGAUUCCAUUGUUGGGGCACAGAUUUGGCUAGAAGUCCUACAGCUUGUUGCGUUCUGCCGGCUGUGCGUGAAGACUUUCACCGAAGUUUAGCGCAGAGCAGUACGUUUGUCUUUGGCGUAUACCUGUUUGCGAAAUCCUGGUGUGGUCCAAAUGUUUCCUCUAGGGUUCAGGUAGCUCCUUCAAAAAUACCUGUAGCAUUGGCUGUUGCAGCAACCCACAAUAGGGGGAAAAUCUUACUGUGCACGAAAGAAGCUGAAAAAGGGGUUCAGCAUGAUUUAAGACACAACUCUUAUCCCCACACUAUUAAAUGCCAUGGUUUGACUUCAGAAGUAAUCAAUCGCCAAGCUAUUGUUUAUUGGCUACACGGUUUCAAAGAAAACCGUGUAGCCAAUACAUGGUUUUGAACGCGAGGUCUUCUUUUCAAUAACUGCUCUUGUGAAUCCAGGAAGCAUUCUGUGCUUAAAGGCCCACUGCAACCAACUUUCACUUUGGCUAAAUUGGUAAUAAAUGAGUAUUCACUACUAGUACCUAUCUUGGCAAAGCUGCAAGGCUGGUAAUUGUCUAAUUUGCUUAAGAGCAUUUUAUUAGUGCUCAAGCAGACGAAGCUUGCACCUCGGGGUUAGCAACUAAGACGCAAGUCUCGGUACGUUGCCGUGGUGAUUUUUCACUGCGCCAUUGGCUUCCAUGGGUGGUGUCUAGUCUCGGAGGUGACGCUGGGUAGUCAUAUGAUCAGAGUUAUGUGGCACUUCUGGCGAGCAGUAAUAGCGGCACUUGUUCUCAGUUUCGGUAUCAAAAUGUCUAUUUAUGCAAGACUUUCAUGGUGCAUCUGUUCGUAUCAGGUGUAAAGGCUUGUACGUCGGCUGCUCUGUAUCUAUACUACAGUGCUGCCAACUUAGGGAAGUUUCUGUAGAUGUAGGGAGUUUCAGAAUUGCUUAGGGAAAGGGUGGAGUGGCCCAAAUCCUGCGAAAUUUCACAUUGAGACAUUGAAACAGUGGAAUGGCUGACGUGACGGCAUAUUUUGAUGUCAGCCAUUGCAAAUUGCCUUUGCGUUAGCAUGCAAAGUAUUAUUUUUCAGUGAAUGCAUCUUAUCAAGUAAAUGACAGGGUUAGGAUGCCCUGGCCCCUUAAACGAAGUACUGGUACUGUGAGUUUCCCGUUGGUACCUCUAGCUGUGCCGCCGAUGUCUAUGAACUUUGAAUUGAAUGUUUACCUGUAACUGGUGAAACAAACAUAUGCUGCAGCACCGAGCAAAGCAGCACACCAAAUCCAGGCUGAGUGGACACGCAUACCUAGUGCUAAGCAUGACAAGGCAGUCAGAGCGCUAAACCGCCAACGAAGCUUUCGGAUACUAAAAUUUACUGGGAGUCGGCCAUAGGCAGGGCAAUCUUAAGAGUCCCAGUAGUCAUGGGCUUGGGUGAGCUUUGCUUUGGAAAAAAGAAAAAAAUUGGCUAUCUGCGUGCUUUGCUGCAAUUGAGCAGCGAAGUAAGCGCGCAAGUUUGGUGGUGCUACACUGGUGCCCGGUAUGCGGAAGAGCUAAUUACACCUUUUACAUUAGCUUUGUGGAGUGGCCCACAUUGACAGUAUUGCAUUCUGUUGGGGAGUUUCGGCGCCCAACUUACCAUUCGAAUAAAUUUCCGUGUAAUCUUGGAACUUUAUCGUUGUCAAGACUUAUUUUGAAUGUAGUAUAACCUAUAACCAGAGUACAAAAGUGUAAAGUCUAAUUCUGGGAAUAUAGCUGAAACGGAUGGCAAUCACUGCGACGUCAUUUCAGUUCAGGUGCUGCGAGAUCAUUAUUUGAAUGCUUCAAAAUUUAUUUCUAAACUCGCUUUAGACUAUAAAGAUUAUUGCUGGAGUCAUAUUGAUAAAUUGAUCCAAAAUCACAUCUUACAAAAACCUUGGGAAAUUUUUUAUUCAAGGGUGAACUGGCUUCGGAAGUUUGCAGUACUGCUACGCUAUUGAAUCUAGACUUUAUACGUGUCCCAAAAUUUGUUGGGGUGGGCCUUUAAGAAUGCUUACCUGAGUUCCUGCUUAUAGGGCUAGUCUUGUGUACUGCGUCCACCGCGCUACAGAGGCUCAGCUCAACCUCUACCAUUCCGUAAAAGUUUGUUUCAUGCCCGUGGAGCACAUAUCUUGCAUCCAACUCAACUUCCUUUGUAUGUGUGUGGGGUUCCUGCCAGGAUCGCAGUUGUGAAAGGAGUACAAGUCAGGUGUGUUCUUUUACUGUAGUGUGGAAGCAGAGGUCGCUCUUUUGAAACGAAAGCGUAAGUUGUACAUAGUUGCACUUGUAAAUUUGCUAAUUGAAAAAAAAAAAAGAAAGUCUCUCAUUGCUCAUGUACAUAUACCACAUAGAUCAUCAUAUAGGCAAUUUUUUCCCCCUACAUUUGAGGUAACUGAUCUGAAAAGAAAGAUAUUUGCCAACAUUGUUACAUGUAAUAGAGGGUUUUAGUACUGUGUUUUUACUCCCCUGAGCAAAAGUGUAUGGACUGCCAACUACGAAAGUAACUUGUAAUGGACAACUGCAGUCCAUACUUGACACCACAACCUUUCUAGUGCACUCGUCAAUAUCAGUUUGUGUGCCUGAAUUACGAAUAAAUUCAGCUUUUCUUUUUUCCCAUUUGGUGCAAGCAGGGGAGGGGGGUCCAUAUACUUUUGCUUUUCGGCGUAUAUAUUACCAUUUCAGGGGAUACUGGAGAUAUAGACAAGAACAGAAA
Molecule: messenger RNA, 5966 nt
Organism: Dermacentor albipictus
Lineage: Eukaryota; Metazoa; Arthropoda; Arachnida; Ixodida; Ixodidae
Gene: Ada2b
Product: Transcriptional adapter 2B
Biological process (GO): regulation of transcription by RNA polymerase II; chromatin remodeling
Cellular component (GO): SAGA-type complex; nucleus
Molecular function (GO): zinc ion binding; chromatin binding; transcription coactivator activity
Source: RefSeq, a predicted model, not a curated record